GGUGACUCAACAAAACAGGAAGAAGGAAGUGCUCGAAGACUAAGCACGUAUAUCUGUCACAGGACUUUGGUUAUCAGAGCGAAACAGGAGUGCUGGUGUCAGAAUGGCAAGCAGGCUCUCGCUCCCAGGGGUGGACCUCUCCUGUCCCAUAUGCUGUGAAAUCUUCAGAGACCCGGUGGUCCUAAAGUGCAGCCACAGCUUCUGUGGAUCCUGUCUGCAGAAGUACUGGACGCACGCACGGAGCCGCGACUGCCCUCUGUGCAGAACCCAGUCCGUGGACGACCCCGUACCCAGCCUCACCCUGAAGAACCUCUGUGAGUCUUACAUUGAGGAGAGUGAGGGUCCGGAAGAUACGUCAGGGGAGCUGUACUGCGAUCCAGGGGAGAUGUGCCCUCUGCACGGGGAGAGGCUCAAGCUUUUUUGCCUGCCGGACAAGGAGCCCAUCUGCGUGGUUUGUCACACCUCAAGGAAGCACAAACAGCAUGAUUGUUGCCCUGUCAGCGAGGCUGUCGUAGACGUGAAGGAGAAAAUGAAGUCAGCCCUCAACUCUUUGCAAGAAAAGAGGGAUGCUUUUGACCAAAUGAAGAAAAACUAUGAGGACAUUGUGGCAUACAUUCAGGUCCAGGCUCGAUUUGUGGAGAGACGAACCCGCGAGGAGUUUGAAAAGCUUCACUCUUUCUUAAAAGCCGAGGAGGAGGCCAGAAUGCGGGCGCUGAAGAGUGAGGAGGAGGAGAAGAGUCGAGCAAUGAUGCAGAAGAUCGAUGAAAUUACCAGAGACAUAACAUCCGUGUCCGAAUCCAUCAGAGUUUUGGAGGAGGAGAUGGCUUUGGAGGGCGUCUCUGUCCUUCAUAAAUGCAAGAGGACUCUGGCAAGAGCCAACUGCCCCAUCCAAGAUCCUGUUAUGGCCCCCGGAGCACUUAUAGAUGUGGCCAAAUAUGUAGGCUCUCUGUCCUUCCACGUAUGGGAGAAGAUGCAUAAAAUCAUCAAAUACACCCCAGUGACUCUGGAUCCCAACACCGCUGCCCCGUGGCUCAUCCUGUCAGGCGACCUCACCAGCGUCUGUGACAGCGAUGAGAAGCAGAAGCUGCCCGACAACCCGGAAAGGUACGACCCUGACACCGGCGUACUGGGCCGCGAGGGCUUCAGCUCAGGCAAGCACUCCUGGGACGUCAGCGUGGGAGAUAACACGGCGUGGGUUGUCGGUGUGGCUAAAGCGUCCGUCCAGAGGAAGGAGAAAGUGUCUUCGGUGCUCAAGAACGGCUACCUGUGUGUGUACUUUUACCACAAAAUGUACUUCGCCGGUACCUCUCCUUUAACGAGGCUCAACUUGAAGAGAAACCCGCAGAGGAUCAGAGUGCAGCUGGAUUGUGACAAGGGCAGGGUGUCUUUCUACGACCCACAUGACAAUACGCACAUCUACAGCUUCAAGCACGCCAUUACUGAGAGAGUCUUUCCUUACUUCUGGGUGGGCUGUCAGCAGUGUCCUUUGACGGUCGAGCCGCUGGAGGUUUCUGUUAGAGCUGUCGAGUAUUGUUGAAAGUACAUUUGCAAUCAAAUACCUUUUUAUCUUUUUUUCUUCAGCACAAAAGGAAUGGGAAUGUUUUUUUUUCAAUUGCACAUAGUGUGAGGAGAGCUCUCAGAAUAUGAAAUCAAAUUGCAUAAUUUAAGCACUUUCCUUCCUGGUUCAAUACAAUGUCUUGUACAGCCUUUUCCAGUUGACAACAUAAUAAAUACUUUGUCUCUGCUCUUUAAUUUGAUCUCUGCACUUUGACCUGCUAACUUCGGACUAUGUGCUAUUUCUUUAAAAUGUACUAUAUACAUAUGUUUGUGUAAAACACAGUCUGACUGCUUAAUGUGUGUUUUAUAUAUAUGGUGCAGUGUAGCCUGAAAACAUUUAUUAAUCCGGUUUUGGUUUGAUGGAUCAAAGUUUGUGAAAUGAUUCAGAAUUUGCAUGUCAAACUUCAAAUCUGUUUGUUAUUCUGAAGCUCAUUUCUGUUAUGUUAUGGAUACAUGGAAAACACUGAAUGUGCUUUAUGUGCAAAUGCUAAUGAUACAGAAAUUUGAGAGCGCUCAAAUAAAUAUAUAAUUUGCAGAA
This is a messenger RNA of Morone saxatilis (striped sea-bass), 2095 nucleotides long. Its product is annotated as tripartite motif-containing protein 35-like. The record is from RefSeq and is a predicted model, not a curated record. The transcript has 7 exons. Gene Ontology annotation, molecular function: protein binding; zinc ion binding. Bases 104 to 1537 code for a protein of 477 amino acids. Lineage: Eukaryota; Metazoa; Chordata; Actinopteri; Moronidae.